AUGGAUCCUGACCUCAUCACUGCUACUACCGAGAUUGCCAGCAUCACAGUAUCUGACGCUGUGGAUACGCCAAACACCACCUCGCCUGCCCUACCUUCCUGUCAGCCACGGGGUCGUCCACGCAAGUACCACACAGCAGAUGAAAAAGCUGGUGCUCAUGCCUUGGCACAGCAGGGAUACUACGAAAGAUCUGUUGCGAAAACAACCAUGCUGGAUGAUUGGAAAGCUAGCAUCGAGAAAAACCAGGCGUGGCUGACUCGACAUCUCAACAACCAACCUCCAGCCAUGCUAGCCGCUGCUGUAUGCUUGCGUGCCUGUGAGGCUCAUGUCACUGACCCGAGCAUGGUGAUAUCAGAAGCCCUCGAGCCGUUCAAUAGAAUGCAAACUCGUAUCAACAUCAUCAGCACUAGCAUAUAUUGGCGAAUGGGAUGUACCAACUUGUGGAAGGUCGCUGAGAAGUUGUGUAGCCAAGUUCAAGAAGUGGUCAACCUCUUGCAGGACCUCCUAUGCUCAGCACUAUCUGGCAUCAGUGAGCUCAGGAUGGCAUUCAAUGAGGGUACACUAGCAUACCAACAGACAUAG
Molecule: messenger RNA, 582 nt
Organism: Desarmillaria tabescens
Lineage: Eukaryota; Fungi; Basidiomycota; Agaricomycetes; Agaricales; Physalacriaceae
Exons: 2
Coding region: 1-582 (193 amino acids)
Source: RefSeq, a predicted model, not a curated record